Nicrophorus vespilloides is the source of this 1884-nucleotide messenger RNA. RefSeq names its product forkhead box protein N3-like. The transcript is spliced from 5 exons. The record is from RefSeq and is a predicted model, not a curated record. Gene Ontology annotation, biological process: regulation of DNA-templated transcription. Gene Ontology annotation, cellular component: nucleus. Bases 116 to 1828 code for a protein of 570 amino acids. Lineage: Eukaryota; Metazoa; Arthropoda; Insecta; Coleoptera; Silphidae. Gene Ontology annotation, molecular function: DNA-binding transcription factor activity; cis-regulatory region sequence-specific DNA binding.
UCCGCGCGUUACGUCAGUCACCAACACGGUUACCAUGGUAACGGUGACGCUGAUCUCCGUCCGAUACGCGUCUGGACGUACGUCGCGGACGGGAAGCGUCGUCAGUGCGGGGUAGAUGCGAGACUCGUCACUUCGCGUGUACGUCCACGCAGGAAUGCGCGCUGCACCAGUAGUAUAUACACAUAGUGUAGCAGCAGUAGCUAUGACAACCUUGUGUACCAGCGGCCGCGGACAUGUGCCAUACCAGUCGAAAGACACGACGACGACGGCGAUCAUCCUUCCGACCGUUUCGGAGUGGCAAAAGUUUAUUAGUAUGUCACCUGAACGGGCAGUUUCCCCACAGGAGGAGAAAGUGAUGACUCCGAAAAUGUCAGUUCCGGGUAGUCCUGUUGCAGGAACCCCGGCCCGAGACGAUCAAUCGGCAUUUACCAUCCUGCUGGCGGUCGCGCAAAGCCAGAGCAGCAAGGCCUCCGACGACGAUCUGACCAGUCUCUCCUGGCUGCAGAACAAAGAUCUGCUGAAAGAUAUGAAUUUGGUAAAUCCUUCUCCUUCAAAUAGCGUACAGACUAGUCCGACAAAAUGGAAUACUUCUAUACUUUUAGACCAAUCACCGACGAGCGACUAUGUCGACGAUUCCUCCAUAUCGGCGGCGGACUCGUCCAGUAGCUCGCUUAACUCUCCAAUCCCCUUAACGCCACAGCCGCCGAACAAGCAGCAGGCUAGGUACAGGCAUCCACACACGAUACCCUAUGACCCAAUGGUGCACGUCACAAACAAACCUCCCUACUCGUUCUCCUGCCUCAUAUUCAUGGCCAUCGAAGACUCGUACCAAAAGGCAUUGCCGGUCAAGGAGAUAUACGCUUGGAUCAUGGACCAUUUUCCCUACUUCAAGACGGCGCCGACGGGCUGGAAGAACAGCGUGCGGCACAACCUGUCGCUGAACAAGUGCUUUCAGAAAGUCGAAAAGGCACCGAACCUAGGAAAAGGUUCGCUGUGGACAGUGGAUCAGCAGUAUCGCCCGAACCUGCUGCAAGCUUUGACCAGAUCACCUUUCCAUCCCUGCUCCACCCUCGAUCCGAGCGACUACUACAAAUCCAAACCCUCCGAGAAGCUCAACGCCACCACCAACAGCAACAGCAAUAGUAACAGCAACAAUAACAAUAACGGCAGCAGCAACAACAACAGCAACAGCAACGCUUCGUCGCGUCUGCCCAAUGCCGAACUUUUCCCAUUCCUAUCGACCGAGAUGAGCAGGUGGGUCAAAACGGAGACGACCGACGCCGAUUCGCUGGACGCCGUCGACGCCGCCACCGUCAUGCUCAGCCUGCGGGACGGACCAAGGCAUAGGAUGAAGAAAAACAUGGUCAUCACCACGUCACCAAGUCAAGAUCACACCUACUCUGCAGCGAAUCAAAACGGUUCCAUCGACGAGGCUUUCGAAAGCGAAGACGAAAGGGUGCCGAAUACGCGUAGGAAAAUAGAUUUCGAGGACGAGGAGGAUCGAAGGAUCAAGGAAGGAGCGGACGCGCUCCUGAACCUUGCGGGAAUCCACACGAGGAAACGAACGAAUUCGGAGUGCAACAGCGCGAACGGAAAACGGAUCAAGACGAACGGGGAGGAAAAACCGGAGAAGAGUUCACAGUUUCGGCCGAGGAUGCUCAGGAAGAAGAAAGAGACUAGGAGACCCACGAACACCAGUAACAACAACAACAACAAUAGUAGUAGCCAUAACAACAACAAUAAUAACAAUAACAAUAGUUUCUUGCAAACGGACGGCGAUUGGGCGAAAAGAAGGAAAGACGUGAUUGAACCCAAGCAGUCAAGGUAAUAAUACUUUUUAAGAUUAUGGCGUCGCGACGCCAUAGUUGGAGACAUAGUUAAUUU